Molecule: messenger RNA, 1702 nt
Organism: Cuscuta campestris
Lineage: Eukaryota; Viridiplantae; Streptophyta; Magnoliopsida; Solanales; Convolvulaceae
Source: the annotation of a GenBank genome assembly
AAGUUAGGCCAUCCCAUAUUCCCAGCCCACUCUUCUUCCUUCCCUCUCUCCUCUGACAGAAAUGCUUCAGGCUUCCGCAUAUACGCAUAUGCAUUCACACUGGAGACGCUCCAUUUCUACCCGCAUAUCCCCCAUCACAUACAUGCCAUACUUCACAAUGUGUUUCCUCAGAUUCUAUUCCCCAAAAUGCCUUCUUUCUCUUCCACCUAAUCAAUGCUAAAUCCUCUCUGUUCAUCGCCGCCCAUUUCACCAUAGCCCCAUACCUUCAAUUCCACUUCACCACCACCAUCAUCAUCGUCGUAUACUUGUGUGUUGUUCUUCAAGCUGAAUCCGAGCUUGUAUGGCAUACUAGUGCUUGUGAUGGAAUUGCAACCAUAGAGGAUGAUGAUGAAGAAAAUAAGUGUCUUGUCUGAAUGGGUUGGUUCCAUCACGAGGCGGAAGCUAUCUUAGAUGGUAUAGAAUCUGGGAUCAUGUGUGGCGAAGAUGAAAGGGUUGCCAUUGAUGGGAAUUAUAUUUAUAGUGAUGCUAUUUUUUGUAUACAGGACAACUGAUUUUCAGUAUCAAUGGACACAGCAUUCUAGCAUGGCUAGCAAAAGACUAAAACAUUUGCCUCAUAGAGCCAGUGAACCUAGAUCAGAUCUUGAAUUAAAGCCUCCAUGGUCAAUGAGUUCUUCAAAGGUUGAUGUUCCUGGAGCUCACAACUUGUUGGCAAUGCCAGUUGGCAUUAAGCAGAAGGAUAAUGUUGACAAGAUUGCUCAAAAGUUUCUUUCAGAGAAUUUCACAAUCAUAUUGUUCCAUUAUGAUGGUAAUGUAAGUGGCUGGUGGGAUCUUGCAUGGACUAAGACGGCCAUUCAUAUAGUGGCUCACAACCAAACAAAAUGGUGGUUUGCAAAGCGUUUUCUGCACCCAGCUGUCGUAUCUAUUUAUGAAUACAUAUUCCUAUGGGAUGAGGAUUUGGGUGUCAAGAAAUUUCACCCUGGAAGAUACCUUAGAAUUGUGAGGUCAGCUGGACUGGAGAUAUCUCAGCCAGCUCUAGACCCAAAUUCAACUGGCAUACACCACAGAAUCACCAUACGACGGAGAACAAAGAAGUUUCACAGAAAAGUCUAUUAUGACAGAGGUAGUACAAAAUGUUCUGAUGAAAGUGAAGGUCCUCCAUGCAGUGGGUUUGUGGAAGGAAUGGCUCCAGUCUUUUCAAGGUCUUCAUGGCAUUGUGUCUGGCAUCUUAUUCAGAAUGAUCUUGUUCAUGGAUGGGGAAUGGACAUGAAGCUCGGUUAUUGUGCACAGGGGGAUCGGACGAAAAAGGUGGGAGUUGUUGAUAGUGAAUACAUAGUUCACCAAAGCAUUCAAACUUUGGGUGGGGCGUCAUCUAAAAAGGUUUUAGAUCCUCAUGUGUCAAUGAAGAGGAAUCCUGUUGACGCCAGAUAUGAGAUACGGAAGCAAUCGGCGUACGAGCUGCAACUGUUUGAAGAAAGGUGGCACAGAGCAGUGGAGGAGGAUAAGAGCUGGGAAGAUCCCUAUAAACUCGCCCCAAAAAUCAAGCACCUAUGAAGGUUUGAACAGAAAGAGCAAUGCCAUUCUCUGUUAAUAUCCGGGAACAAACUUCAGUUUCUCUCUUGUAAAAAAUAGUGUUCUCUCCAUCAUAAUCUUCUAGUUUACUAUUUGAAGGUCAUUUGAUACAUUUAAGUAUUUGUCCUCGUUU